GCGUUCACGACGGGAGUGUGCGCGCGCGUGGUGGAAAUGGUAGCAAGAUGGCGGCGUUGAAGGAGGAACAGUGCUACGGACUGUCCUGUGGAAGAGUGAGCAAUGGCAGUAAUGUAUCCGUCUUUCACGUUAAACUAACUGACAGCGCGUUGCGAGCGUUUGAAGGUUACCAAGGCACCAAGGGCCUCCCGACAGAACCUUUGAUUCGAUUUACUGGAAACCAAGGGAAAAUCUCAAUACCGCGACCGGAAAAUCCAAGCGAGCUGCGGACGUUUACUUUCUACCUGUCUAACGUGGGGAGGGACAACCCCCAGGGCAGCUUCGACUGCAUCCAGCAGUUCACCACCAGCGAAGGCAGCAUUCAGCUGGACUGCCUGGCCGGGAUCCAGGACAAGAUCACGGUGUGCGCCACCGAUGACUCGUACCAGAAGGCCCGCCAGAGCAUGGCGCUGGUGGAGGAGGAGACCCGCAGCCGGGGGGCCAUCGUCAUCAAGCCUGGCGGGAGAUACGUCGGCAAGAAGGUUCAGAUCCGGAAACCGGCUCCCGGCCUGUCGGACGUGGCGCCGUCUCGGAGGACGUCGCGGCCCGUCAUCAUCUCCAGCACGGCCCUGAAGAAGAGCGCCGCGCAGCAGAGGCCGCUGAGGGAGCGCCUCAUCCACCUGCUGGCCCUGAAGCCCUACAGGAAACCAGAGCUCAUCCUCCGGCUGCAGAAGGACGGCCUCUCGCAGGCCGACAAGGAGACUCUGGACAGCCACCUGCAACAGGUGGCGAACCUAAACGGCAAAGAUAACACCUUCACAUUGAAGGACUCUUUGUUUAAAGACCUUCAGAAGGACUGGCCAGGCUACACAGAGGGCGAUCAGCAGCUUCUCAAGAGAGUCCUCGUUCGGAAAAUGUGCCAGUCCCAGAACACUCCUGUGACCGCACCCCCUCCCGGACCCCCUCCGGCCCCCCCAUCUGAGAACCCCGUGAGCCCGCCCAAAGAGCUGGCCAGCCACUCCCCAUCUCAGAAACGACCCGCUGGCGACUUCAUCGACCCUCUGGCCAACAAGAAGCCUCGGAUAUCUCACCUGGUCAGCAAGGCUGCCGCCGGCCCGCCCAACGGAAAGCUCACCUCAUCCAACGGCAAGGAGGCGGGCGGGGGCAGAGUCAUGACGACGAGCAGCUCCCAGCAGCUCCCCCUGCUAGACAUUCCGCGCCCCUUCGACCCGCUGUCCGACGUCAGCAACGACUCGAGCCACAACGGCCGGGACUGCGAGAGCCAGGAGGCGGCGCUGUCGGAGCGGCUCGGCCCGCAGCCCUCCCCCUUCUCGGGGCCCGGCGCCACGGCCGGCGCCGCCUCUCUCGCCGUGCCCGGCCUGGGGCCCGCGUCCCCGGGCCGCACGGGCCUCGCCGCGCCCCGGGACAAGAGUCCGUCCCUGCACAGCAAGUCCAAGAAGAAGUCGAAAAAACACAAAGACAAGGACAAGAGCAAGGAGCGGGAGCAGGAGAAGGAGAGGAGGACGGCGGCGGCGGCGGCGGCGGCGGCGGCGGCGGCGGCGGCGGCGGCGGAGCCCAAGCGGAGCUGUGACCUCAUCAGCUCCAGUCCAGAGAACGCCAAGAGCAGUAUUCCACACAGAAGCACAGAUAUCAACGGAAUGUUCAACAAUAGCAGUAUUCCCUCGUCCUCAUCUGAGAUGGCAGAUUAUACGACGAAGUACCUGGUGAUUGGCUCCCCGGAACAGCGGCAGACGUAUAAGACGGACUUCAACGCGGAGUACAGCGAGUACCGGGGACUGCACGCGCGGAUAGAGGGCGUCACCCGGCAGUUCUCCGUCCUGGACACUGAGCUCAAGCAGCUCCCCCAAGGCACAGACAAGUACAAGACAAUCCACGAUCAGAUACUUCAAGAGUAUCGCAAAAUAAAAAAGACUAACCCAAACUAUAGCCAAGAGAAGAAUCGCUGUGAAUAUCUACACAACAAACUGGCGCACAUAAAGAAACUUAUAGCCGAGUACGAUCAACUGCACCCACAAAACUGGCACUAGCUAGGCGUUGCUUCCGUAUUCUCAGUCAGAGGAAGGAAAACUCUGGAUUGUGCUUUUGCUCUAAAAACAAAUUGAAAAAAAAAACGAAAUAAAAAACCGAUGAAAGAUGCCAUGAAGGGUGACUUCCCUUCAUUGGGGCCAAAAGCACUAGUGAUGAAAAAGCAGAUUCUAUUUUUUUCUUUCUCUCUCCCUCUUCCUCCCUUUUUAUUUUUCCAGAGACGGGACGUUGGCUGUUGUCGGCCGCCGGCCCUCUGUCACUACACUGCUUCACAGAAAUGACCCAGUGUGGCCUCUUGUUUUUAUUUGGUUUCUCUUCUCCCGAGCUCUCCUUAUCAUGCACAGAGAUCUUUCAGAGAGUAGACUUGGAAUGGUCCACAGUGACUCUAGGGAGAUCUCCCAGUAGUCUCCCAAUGGUUGGGUCUCCAAUUCGGGAGUAUUUUGGUGGGGGAGGAGACGAAGUCUGCAGAACGCCAAAUACUAUCCUUUGAGAAGAGAAAUACAAGAAGAAUGAAAUGGAUGAUAUCAGUUUUCCCGCUUAUACUGAAACGGACGGUGGUGAAGCUGAAAUUAUUUUUUGUAUUUAUUUUUUGACAUGGGGUUAAGAGUCUGUUAGGAUUUUACUGUACACUCCUCUCCAUAUCAGUGCUAAAAGCAGUAUCUCUUUUGUUUUGUUUUUGUCUUCAGAUCUUGAAAGUCAGCCAGUAUUUAUUCAAAAGAGGCCUUGGCCAUCCAGUUAUCAAUCUUGCUCACUUUUCCUUUUUAUAAAGAGGUACCGAUAGACCUAUUGAUCUAACUGAAGAGAACGCUACUCGAUGAACAAAGUCAGGCACAGGUUUCUGCUCGACUUUUCUUAAAUUAUGUGCAGAUGUCUUAACAAGGGGAGCAUGUUGUAAAAGUUGGGCUUUGAGAAGCUGUGAAGUACUGCCCCCCCACCCCUUCCCCCCUCCCCUUCCCUUUUGACUAGCUGCAACGCUUGUCCAUCAAAUGUUCUUGGAUAUUCUUUCUUUUUUUUUUGCUUCCCUCUUUUGGUCACUAAAGCCCAAUCCCAUUUCUACCCCUUACCCCUCCCCCUU
Messenger RNA from Gadus chalcogrammus (walleye pollock), 3100 nucleotides. RefSeq names its product elongation factor RNA polymerase II (gene ell). Gene Ontology annotation, molecular function: cis-regulatory region sequence-specific DNA binding. Gene Ontology annotation, cellular component: transcription elongation factor complex. Lineage: Eukaryota; Metazoa; Chordata; Actinopteri; Gadiformes; Gadidae. Gene Ontology annotation, biological process: snRNA transcription by RNA polymerase II; positive regulation of transcription elongation by RNA polymerase II; transcription elongation by RNA polymerase II. The coding region runs from base 48 to 2027 and encodes 659 amino acids. The record is from RefSeq and is a predicted model, not a curated record. The transcript is spliced from 13 exons.